Molecule: messenger RNA, 622 nt
Organism: Lemur catta (Ring-tailed lemur)
Lineage: Eukaryota; Metazoa; Chordata; Mammalia; Primates; Lemuridae
Gene: SPINK6
Product: serine peptidase inhibitor Kazal type 6
Exons: 5
Coding region: 192-434 (80 amino acids)
Molecular function (GO): protein binding
Source: RefSeq, a predicted model, not a curated record
GAAUCAUCCCUUUAAUGCAGUGAAACCUUAGGGGGAAGAGCAGGGAGGAUGUAUUGGCUGUUAGGGAAAUGUAGGCUACUGGUAGAAAAUGACAGCUCUAUUAGUAAGGUCUAAGUGCUUUCUGGGAAUUGUCUUGCCAGAGAACCUGAGCUGGACAAAGCAGCCUUGAUCUGAGUGAACUAACUGGCACCAUGAAACUCUCAGGUGUCUUUCUGCUCCUCUCUCUGGCUCUUUUCUGCUUUUUCUCAGGUGUCUUCAGUCAAGGAGGACAGAUUGACUGUGGUGAGUUCCGUGACCCCAAAGUUUACUGCACUCGGGAAUCUAACCCCCACUGUGGCUCUGAUGGGCAGACAUAUGGCAAUAAAUGUGCCUUCUGUAAGGCAGCAGUGAAAAGUGGUGGAAAGAUUAACCUAAAGCAUCCUGGAAAAUGCUGAACGAGAGCCAGUGUUUUGUGCUGGCUCGCCAGCUCUCUCAUCCUUCCUUUGUUGUUUCUACUUAUACUUUUCUCUAGCAGAUCCCUUGAGUGCAUAACGACACACCUUCUACUCUGCCUGGGUCUUGAGGAGUUUAAUGUAUAUCUAUUUCCCUUGAUUUGCUUGUUAAUAAAGUAACUUCUGCAGAA